Engraulis encrasicolus (European anchovy) is the source of this 3509-nucleotide messenger RNA. It is a transcript of the gene ddhd1b, whose product is annotated as DDHD domain containing 1b. The record is from RefSeq and is a predicted model, not a curated record. Gene Ontology annotation, molecular function: metal ion binding; glycerophospholipase activity. Lineage: Eukaryota; Metazoa; Chordata; Actinopteri; Clupeiformes; Engraulidae. Gene Ontology annotation, cellular component: cytoplasm. Bases 309 to 3017 code for a protein of 902 amino acids. The transcript is spliced from 13 exons.
GCAAGAUUCGCCCCAGAAGCAGUCGGCAGGAGAAGCAGAGAGUGUAUUUUAGAUAGCCGGUGAACAGGUAGUCAGCUUUGGUUUUCACACAACUUAAUUGAAGGAAUUAUAAUGCGACAGAACUGAGGUAGAAGCAGACUGCUUGAGGUCUGGUGCAGUCAUCGAGCUGGAUGCAUUUUUUGGACAGAUGGUGGUGACUGCGGUAGAGAAGGUGGAGGGAGAGGACGGUAAUGUGAAACCGUUACUUUUAUUGUCAUAACUAAUUUGGCUAACAGGCCUGCAAAAUCUGGAAUCGCGAAUUUUUAAUAAUGAGCAGUUUUAAGGACAAACAGUCCUUUAACACUCCACCUGAAAGCGCAGACAACAGUGUGAGCGGCAGUGACUGGGAUAUGGCAAGUGAUGUGUUUGUGUCUUGCUAUGAGCAGCCGAUGGGCGAUGCUAUACAUGGUGGAAUGGACUCGGUGCAGCCGGGGCUGGAUAGACAUUUGCCGCUACUGAGGGACCGACGCGGGCUAUCCCAGGACGGCAUGAUUUUAGGCCUGGAGGAAGCCAUAUAUCCCGACUACCACACAAUAACUAGACUCAAUUCCGAUCCGGGUACGGAUUAUCUGGAAAUCACCGGCGACCCAAAUUACAGCGAAAGUGAUGGCAGCAGCAUCACCACGAAAAAGCGGAAUCGCUCCAACAGCUCCAGACACCGCGGGGAGGUAGUCACGGAGCUCGGACCCGAGGAAGUGCGCUGGUUCUACAAAGAGGACAAAAGAACCUGGAAACCUUUCGUCGGACACGACUCUUUGAAAAUCGAGUUCGUUUAUCGGAAAUUCUGUGAACUUAAUCCCGACAAGGUCAGACGCCGACCACCGUCUGAGUCGGAGGAUGUAAGUGGGUCGGCAGGGGGAUCUGAGCCUGCGGGGGGUGAGAGCGAGAGGCGAGCCUCCUCGGAAGCGGACAGAAUGUCAACGAGUGACAGGGGGAACAGCGCUUGCUCGACGGUAGAUGCGGACAGUAUAGACGUUGAUGUGGACGCCGUGUGUGUCAGGGGGGGACUCUACGAAGUUGACAUCAAAGAGAAGGAAUGCUACCCAGUCUAUUGGAAUCAGCAAGACCGCAUCCCGGUGAUGCGUGGCCAGUGGUACACGGACGGCACCUGGCUGCCGCUGGAGGAGGAGGAUAGCGACCUGAUCGAGCUGGAGCACCUGGCUCGCUUCCGGGGACAGCAGAUGAGGGACCCCUUCGAGACGCCAGAGGUGCCCCCCACCACCACCGCCACUACCACCACUAGUACUGCUACUACUACUACGGCCACUACUACUACUACUACUACUGCGGUGGAUACUAAAGCUGCCAUCCACAGUCUGAAGCUGAGUCGAAGCCAUGUGGACUGGCACAGUAUUGACGAGGUCUACCUCUACAGCGAUGCCACCACCUCCAAGAUCGCCCGCACCGUCACUCAGAAACUUGGAUUUUCAAAAUCCUCGAGCAGCGGGACGCGACUUCACCGUGGCUACGUGGAGGAGGCGGCCCCUGAGGACACGCCCCCUGAGACCACCCACAUCGUCUUCGUGGUGCACGGGAUUGGCCAGAAGAUGGACCAGGGACGCAUCAUCCGGAACACCAGCAUGAUGCGUGAUGCGGCUCGCAAGAUGGAGGAGAAGCAUUUCUCGGAUCGCACCACUGAGCAUGUCGAGUUCCUGCCCGUUGAGUGGAGAUCCAAGCUGUCCCUAGAUGGAGAUACGGUGGACUCCAUCACGCCAGAUAAAGUGAGAGGCCUCAGGGACAUGCUGAACAGCAGUGCAAUGGACAUCAUGUACUACAGCAGCCCCUUGUACAGGGAUGAGAUCACCAGAGGUCUCACCAAGGAACUGAACAGGCUUUACACGCUUUUCUGCAAGCGCAACCCGGAGUUCGAGGAGCAUGGCAAGGUGUCCAUCGUGUCGCACUCGCUGGGCUGCGUGAUCACCUAUGACAUCAUGACGGGCUGGGAUCCGGUCCGGUUCCACCACAUGGUGGAAGAGCAGCUGGAGGCGGCGCGACCCGACUUUGAGGAACGCCGGCUGAUGGAGCAACUACGGCUCACGCGCCUCAAAUUGAGGGACCUGGAGGACCAAUUUCUGGGUCUGCAGACGUCGUCCUCAGUGGCUGUUCCUGCCCUGAAGUUUAAGGUGGAGAACUUUUUCUGCAUGGGCUCCCCGCUGGCUGUCUUCCUGGCGUUGAGAGGAAUCAGGCCCGGUACCAACGGCACCCAGGACCACAUACUGCCCACCUCCAUCUGCCAACGCCUCUUCAAUGUCUUUCACCCAACUGACCCAGUGGCCUACAGGUUGGAGCCCCUGAUAUUGAAGCAUUACAGUAAUAUUGCCCCUGUUCAAAUUCACUGGUACAACACGACCAGCCCCACGCCGUAUGACCAGAUCCGUCCAACGCUGCUGAACCCGCUGAAGGAGAGUGCCUCUGUGUCGGACACGGAGAGCAUCCCCAGCCCCUGCACCUCCCCUCCCCAGCCACGUAGGCACUAUGGGGAGUCCAUCACCAACCUGGGGAAGGCCAGCAUCAUGGGAGCGGCCAGCAUUGGCAAAGGCCUGGGCGAGAUUCUCUUCUCGCGAUUCUCACGCUCCAGCGGCCAAGUGAGCGGUCUGGACGAGGAGCCAUCUGACCUGGAGGGCGGGGCAUCCGACUCUGAUAACGGAGCGAUCGCUGAGGAAGGCGGGGCCAAUGGAGAGGAGGAAGACAAGACGGAGGAGGAGAGGAAAGAGGAGGAGAAGAGAGAGGAGGCCACUGUGGAACCUGCAAUGUCACAGUCCACCUCUGCAAUCAUCGACAUGUCCACAUUGGAGCUGGAGAAGCGCAUUGACUUUGAGCUGCGGGAGGGCCUUGUGGAGAGCCGCUACUGGUCAGCAGUGACGUCGCACACAGCCUAUUGGUGCUCCCUGGACGUGGCGCUCUUCUUGCUGACGUUCAUGUACCGGCCCAACGAGACGGAGGAACCGGCAACGGAGGACGCCAACCCAGAGUCUUAACCCUCAGCACCUCAGGCCCCUCCCCUCCCUCCCUCCCUUCCAUCCUUCUUUCCCUCCCACCGCUGAUCCCUCGUUCACACUGGCACUGUCCGCCCACAGAUGAGGGUACCGGCCCAAUGAGACGGAGGAACCGGCUACGGAGGACGCCAACCCAGAGUCUUAACCCUCAGCACCUCAGGCCCCUCCCCUCCCUCCCUUCCUCCCUUCCCUCCCUCCCUUCCUCCCUUCCCUCCCUUCUCUGAUCCCUCGUUCACACAGCCACUGUCCGCCCACAGAUGAGGGUACGCGUGUCUGACUCCAUGCAGAGCUGGGCUGGUAAUCUGGCAUACAGGGCAUUUUCCCGGUGGGUCGACAGUCCUUAAAGGGGCCCGAUCCUGUUGUUUUCCAGAAAGACCAGCCCUAAAUUUAGACGAGGCAGCCCAUUGGUCUAUCUUUCAUAGAGACGAUGGACUGAGCUAGUCACAAUGGGCAUGUUCGUGAUGAAGCAGCGCU